ACAAUAAACAUUCGAAAAGGUGUUGAUUGAACAGAUAUUUUCCGGAGAUUCCCAUGAUAAUCUUAUCGGUCUACGAUCCCAUUUUCAAUAAAAUAUGUUUUCUAUGUAUCGUAGUGAAGUAAAGAAAAAUAAUAUUUUCAAAACAACAAAAUAAAUAAAGUCUAAUUUACUUUUCUCAGAUAUUGUAUAGGCAUAAAUGGUUUGAUAUACGAAUGCGAUAAAUUCCAAGAAUAUCAAAUUGCUUCUAGGAGUAUCAGAUUCCCCAAAGGAGCAAGUUCACAGUUUUGAUAUAUCGCAAAAUAUGUAACAAAGGACUUCAAUAUUUGGCAUAAUACCAUGCCUUCUGAAACAGAAGUUUAUUCGUCAUGGGUGGGGUUGGCAUAUGUCUUCAACCUCAUUGUAGGCACAGGUGCCCUAACGUUACCUGAAGGGUUUGCUAGUGCUGGAUGGUUCUUGAGUACAGUUCUAUUAGUACUUCUUUGUUUCAUCAGUUUUGUAUGUGUAACAUUUGUCAUUGAGAGCAUUGCAUGUGCAAAUGCAACUAUUCGUUGGCAUCAUAUUCAAUCUCACAAGAUUGAUGAGAGUGAAAAUGAGGUAUCGGAAUCUGAUCAGGAUAAUGUAAAUGAAGAAACAGCUAUAAUGUCUGUCAAUAAUGGUCGAACUAGAAGGAAAGACUAUAACUUAAAUACCAAAGUAGAACUCUGUGAAAUGUCUGAUGUAUUUAUGAAUAAGACUGUACGCAUUCUAUUUUAUGCGGUUUUAUGUAUUUAUUUAUUAGGGGAUUUAUCGAUCUAUACCGCUGCCCUAUCUAAAACAUUAGUAGAUCUCUCAUGUGAUACAUCUAAUGAUACUUUUUUUAAUACUGAGAGAUGCUGGUCCAAUUUUGAGUUUUACAAAAUUGAUGUUUAUCGGAUGUAUGUUUUACUCAUAGCUCUCUUGAUAGGUCCAUUUACUUAUUUCAACAUUCAGAAAACUAAAUAUUUACAAAUGUGUACUCUCAUGAUGAGGUGGACUGCUUUUGUCAUAAUGAUAAGCCUUGCAGUUUUCAGAAUAUCUGAAUAUGGUCCACAAGGUCAUCCAAGCGCUUCCAAUAUAAAAGGUAUUCCAACUCUUAUUGGUUCUAGUGUUUAUAGCUUUAUGUGUCAUCAUUCAAUUCCCAACUUGAUAGCUCCAUUCUCUAACAAACAACAUAUCUCAUUGAAAAUGGGGAUAGAUAUGAUCAUGAUAUGUGUUUUUUAUAUUUUAUUAUCUAUAACAGGCGUUUUUGCCUUUCAGAAUGUUCAAGAUUUAUAUACACUGAAUUUCAUUCCAGAACAUGCCAACCAUUCAACGUUUUUUAUGAAUACUAUAUAUUAUUUUCUCGGGGCUUUUCCCUUAUUCACCCUGUCUACAUCAUUCCCUAUUAUUGCCAUAACUUUGCAGAACAACCUGAAGAGUUUGGUGCUAGAUAGGAAUACAACAUAUGGAUUUUUUGUAAGACGGAUUUUCUUUCCAACAAUUGUCAUCUUACCUCCAGUGCUUAUAUCUCUUACAACUCACGAUUUGAAAAAAUUAGUUGAAGUUACAGGCUCUUAUCCUGGAGUUUUUGUGCAAUACAUUUUUCCGGUGAUUUUGGCACAUUCUGCAAGGAAAUUUUGCAGGAGGACGUUUGGAAAUGUGGAAAACACAUUUGCCAGUCCUUUUAAGGGUAAUUUCUGGUUCGUUUUAGUACUUGCGUGGGCAGUGGUUUGUAUGGGAUUCGAAACUUAUAAUUUUAUUGUGAAGUAUACAUGACUCCAAUGAAAACUAGAAAUAUUUUGUGUGAGAUUAUAUAUACAUAUAUAUUAAUAUAUAUUUUUCAUAGUU
Molecule: messenger RNA, 1845 nt
Organism: Coccinella septempunctata (seven-spotted ladybird)
Lineage: Eukaryota; Metazoa; Arthropoda; Insecta; Coleoptera; Coccinellidae
Product: transmembrane protein 104 homolog
Exons: 3
Coding region: 337-1773 (478 amino acids)
Source: RefSeq, a predicted model, not a curated record